Messenger RNA from Plasmodium cynomolgi strain B, 518 nucleotides. RefSeq lists its product as hypothetical. The annotation marks the transcript as partial. The transcript has a single exon. Lineage: Eukaryota; Apicomplexa; Aconoidasida; Haemosporida; Plasmodiidae. The record is from RefSeq and is a predicted model, not a curated record.
AUGAUAAAAAUUGCGAAGAGGCAAAUAUACUACUCGUGUGAAAAAAAAAAAUAUUACACAAACAGAUUAUAUAAAAAGGUGUGCAGCAACUGCACAAGUUUAAACAUAAAUAAUGUAAGCAGGUGUGUGUACUGUGAUAGCUUACUAAGCGACAAUGAUAUCAGAUUAAUAAAGAACACCAUUUUUACAGAUAUCAUAAAUGUUCGAAAGGAGUGGAAGCUUUUUGACAGAAAAGCUGUAAGAAGUAACAACUUUUCUGCACCGUUAUUGAAUAAUGUCGAAAUUGACGAUAAAUAUGUUCGACUUAAAAAGGGGCUGAUAAAUAAUUGUGAUAAAUUGUACGUCUACUACAACUGUUAUGAUUAUAUCAUAUUAAAUAAUCCUCAUAGCAAUUCCUGUCUUAAUCUUAUGGUUUUAUUUAAAGGCAUUAUGUAUGAUGUUAAGAAUUUAAAGAGGAAGAACAUAAACUGCUUGUUGCAUUUGUACAACUAUAUAUAUUUUGUCACUGAUAUAUUUCU